GCGCGUUUCUAAUGGUUAUAUGUAAACAAUAUGGCGGACUUGGGAUGAAACUUAUAAUGAAGGAAUAAGCUGAAGCUGAUUAGCAAUGUAGAUAAGAAAGUAAACUAAAACACACGAUGACGGAGGCGACAUCAGAGACCCCUGAGUCUGGUCUGGACAUGCUAGACGGUCUGGAGAGGGAGGAGCUGAGUGAAACACCAAACCCCAUUAAGAGAGACGACAGCUUCAUGAGCAAGGGCUCCGAAGAAGGGCUCAUUGAUGGCGUGUUUGAUGUAAAACUCUCAGAGGUGACUGAGGACCCUAACCAGGUGAAUGUGCACCAGUUCUACCCACAGCUCGAACACCAGUUCAUGAAGGGACAUGGCGGCCAUGGCGACCAGAGACUGGCUAUAGCUGGCAGUGUGUCAUCAGGCUGGGUACCGGACUCUGCCAUGGACAGCAGGGCACUGGUUCCCAGUACCAACUCAGCAGGGACACCCUGGUCCAAGGAUGAUGAGAACAACUCAUCCGACCCACAGUUCACGUAUCUCAUGGAGCGUUGGAGACAAAGUGUCGAGCAUGAGAGUAGAAUGAGUAGGAAAUCCCAGCAGACUCAACAGGAAGACAAGCCCAGCCAGAGCUCGGAGGCCCACAAGGUGUCAGCCCCGGGGGGUCCUGAGGGGGCAGGAGUGGACAGUCCCAAGGGGGAUGGGGAUGAUGGCCUGGAGAGUGUGUUCAGCACAGCGGUGGAUGAGCAGACGCUGGCGGAGGCAAAGGAGCGGCGGGGCCAGGGGGCGGGGCGACCUGGGGAGACGGGCAUCUUCCAAACAGAGAAGUGGGGCAUGGAGAAGCCUCCCCAGCCAAGUCUCAAACAGAUCAUGGAUGACACAGCCAUGAAACACUUUACAAAAGCAUUGAAGCUGAAGGAAGAAAAGAACUAUCAAAGUGCUAUAUUGUUUAUCAACAAGGCAUUAACAAUACACAAAGAUGAUGUGCGGUUCUAUGUAGAGAGGGCAGAAGCUUAUCUAAACCUGUGUGACUUCCAGUCAGCCAUUUUAAACUAUAAAAAGGCGUGUCUAAUGGCCCCCUCAAACCAGGAGUAUUAUGAGAGAUUGGCAUUCUUGUAUUUCUUCCAAGGCCAGUCUCUGUUUGACCAGAGAUUGUACCCAGAAGCCUUGGAGGCAUUCUCACGAUCAGCGGAAAUGUGCCCAGAUAACAUUGGAUAUCACAUACGCAGCAUCACAUGCCUGGCAGCCCUACAGAGACAUGGGGAGUGUCUGGCCCUGGUGAAUAAGCAGCUAGAGACCGACAAGAACAACGCUGACCUCUACAUUAUGAGGGCCAGGCUACAUGAAAUGUUCAGAAAUACAACACUUUGCUACUAUGAUGUGAAGGACGCGCUGGGUAUUGACCCCGACCACGUUGAGGCCUCACACAUGAUGGCCCGCCUAGAGACUGUUGCUAGGGACAACCGUCGCCAGGCCAUGCACCUCAACCUCAUGUCCAAACACAGAGAGGCACUCCAGAAGAUCUCCAUUGCCAUAGAAACAGACCCGGCAGUGGCAGACUUCCAUGUUCUCAGAGGUGCUCUACACAGAAAGCUGGGAGACUACAACGCAGCUAUAGAUGACUUUCUGUUGGCUCUGGACAAGUGUGACCACGAGGAGGAGAGUCCAGUCUACAUCGACUCUCAGAGACAACUGCUGCUCACUUACAACGACUUCGCAGUUGAGUGCUUCUCCAAGGGAUUCUUUGAGGAGGCCAUCAUCCUCUUGAACAAGGCAAUCAAGGGAGAGAAGCGAGAAAAAGGACUCUAUGUCAACAGGGGAGAUUGUUUCUUUCGUCAAGAUGAGUUCAGUUUUGCGAUGCAGGAUUAUGAGCAGGCCCUGGAGAUGGACCCUUCUGACGAUACCAUCAAGUCUAGAAUCUCUGUGAUACACAACGAGUUUGGUGUGCAGGCCUACCAGGACAAGAUGUUCCCGGUAGGUUGCCACGGUUUCAGCCAGGCUCUGGAGUUUCACCCCAAGGUUGGCCAGUACUACAUCUCCCGGUCACGGGCCCGAUACAUGAUGGAGAACAUGACGGGUGCGCGAGGUGACUUGAUCAUGGGUCUACUACUGGACCCGGACAAUGAGGACGUCAUCUCCAUCCUGUCCCGUCUGUUCCCGGGCAAGUCUGUGGGUGACGUGCUGGCCAGCAGGGCAGCUGAGAGUGCCAAGAUGGCCAUCAGGAACAUCUUCCACCCUCCCCGAUCACAGCAGACACAACAGGAGGGGGAGGAGGAGUCUGUUGCUAGUGGAGAUGAGGAGGCAGCAGAUGAUGUACAGUCUGAGAAGCAGGAGGAGCCCGAGUUGUCAGGUGUGACAGGGAACGGCGCAGAGGCAGUGUGGAAACCUGGCACCGCAGUCUCCGAGUUCAGAUUCAUGAUGGACGAAAAGGAGUUCAACAUCAAACUAGUGGAACUAAAACAAACUGUAAAUUCCAAAGUGAAAACAGCAUUACUGGACAGGAAGUCCCUGAAGUAUGAUGGUCCCCGUAUGCAGCCCCUUCCUCCGCCCCAGCCGAAGCCCUCGUACGGGGGGAGGGGUAUACGUAAAGAAGGCGUAAUCACAACCCCUGGCAAACAGAGUAGCACAAACUGGCGAACCUUCAGUAUGGGAAUAGGACUGGGGGGCAACUGAGCAUAGUCACAGGGGUAAUACGAGUCGCGCUCUGGGUAAACAGGGCUUAAUGCAUGUGCAUAUAGUGCUGUCUUAGAUUAGCCUGUGCAGUUUACAAAGGCUAGCAAUGACACCGCUUUUAUGAAAUUGUUCAUUUAAAUAAAGUCUCUUGCAAACAAAAGUACAGUUAAGUCAGAAAGUGUUGUCCCAGAUUAGCUUGUGCAGUGUGCACAAUUUUACGCACAUGCAUUAAGCCGUGAUUUCCGAGAGCGCAGCUAAUAUACAUGUGUUGACAUGUGCAGUGUAUAAGUGCCUUGCCUGUGCCUCAAAAAACACUUAUUAUAAUAAUAAAUUAUGUGGUUCAUAAAUACAAAUGUUUGAGUUUGUCACAUUUUUUUACUUGUCACAAUGUAUAAUUGUUUCACCCACUGACUUUGUCUACCAUUUAUAAAUUAAUAGUGAAUAUUGUAUAUCCCUGUAUAUAGUUAAAGAAUGCCAAAAUAACUUCCUUUAUGAAAUGUGCCAGUAAACACCUGGUAGAAUAAAUAUCUGUGUGUGCUGCAGACAUGUGUAAAUAGUAAUUAUCUGUUAAAGAAUUGUUAAUGAGAUUUGAAGCAAUAGCUUAAAUUAUUCCUGCAUUUGAGAUAUUCCACCAGGUCAUGUUUUAUGAGUAAGUGCAGUUGUAUCAUUGUAUUCAUGUUAUUAUUUUAAGUUGUUGAAUACAACUAGCUACUUUCCUUGUACUGUGAUAUUAGAUAACGUAUUUACCUUAUGUAUGCAUUUGUUUUGUGGUUUCAAAAACAACGAAGGCAAUUAAAGUUUUAAAAUACCA
Messenger RNA from Dreissena polymorpha, 3471 nucleotides. RefSeq names its product tetratricopeptide repeat protein 16-like. Lineage: Eukaryota; Metazoa; Mollusca; Bivalvia; Myida; Dreissenidae. Gene Ontology annotation, molecular function: protein binding. The record is from RefSeq and is a predicted model, not a curated record.